Molecule: messenger RNA, 771 nt
Organism: Acanthosepion pharaonis
Lineage: Eukaryota; Metazoa; Mollusca; Cephalopoda; Sepiida; Sepiidae
Source: the annotation of a GenBank genome assembly
AUGUGGCAGCAAUAUUCUAAUGAUGGACAAAUAGUAUCUAUCUAUCUAUCUAUCUAUCUAUCUAUCUAUCUAUCUAACAUAUUCAGUCUACCAUAUACUGUUGAUUUCUUCACUCUCUCUCUCUCUCUCUCUCUCUCUCUCUCUCUCUCUCUUGUUGCUACCUCCUAUCUAUCGCUCUCUCUAUCUCUAUCUCCUCUCUCUCUACACACACAUAUACAUAUAAGCAUAUCUCUUUUCUUUGGGAAAGGAAGUAUUCUGCCUUCUGUCAAUCAUUCUAUGACUUCUCCAUUAUAUAUGUCGUUACAGUCGAAUAUCUUUAAAAUCCUGAGUCUUCCAAACCUCCGGAGGAAUGAUUCAAGUCCCUCUUCUUUCUCAUUUUUAAAGCUUUUUGCACCUUCAUAUUUUCAACUUUCUCUUCGUCAAUUCCUUUCUCAUUUCCUUUUCUUAAAAUUUUCUUUUCAUCCUUUACCUGACGCCAGUUUACCAUCCGCCAUCUUUUCUUCUUUCUCUUUGUCCGCACUUUCGUAUUUCUCUUGUUUUCUUACAACAUUGUUCCUCCUUGAAUCUUCACAGCCCAUUCCUCAUCUGCCUUCAGUUAAGCCAGGAUUCCAUACAGGAAAGAUAAGUGACAUAAAUAUCAAUAUUUAUUUUCAUUUCUUUUUCUUUAUUAUUCCUUCAAAUAUCUAUCUUAUUGACUUCCGUUUUUCUUUCUUUGGCCGGUAUUUUCCUGUUGUUUGUUGUUGGUUUCAUUCUUUUUCUUUAACGUCUUAA